Molecule: messenger RNA, 1365 nt
Organism: Xenopus tropicalis (tropical clawed frog)
Lineage: Eukaryota; Metazoa; Chordata; Amphibia; Anura; Pipidae
Gene: stx4
Product: syntaxin 4
Biological process (GO): vesicle-mediated transport; intracellular protein transport
Cellular component (GO): cytoplasm; membrane; plasma membrane
Molecular function (GO): SNAP receptor activity
Source: RefSeq, marked provisional
CUCUAGGGAGUGUGGGGAAAUAGUGCGGUGAGUCAGGGAGUGUGGGGCUUACAAUCCCCAUUGUAUCUGCUGCACGGAAGCCAGUGCCUGGCAGUGCCCACCUACAUUGGCACAGUAUGAGGGACCGGACCAAGGAGCUCAGGCAGGAUGAUAGCGACUCGGAGGCCGAGGAGCACAAGGUUUUUAUCAUCACCGUACCGAACGGGAGCAAAGAUGAGACAGAAGUCAAUGAGCAGUUCUUGCAGACGACCCGCCAGAUACGGGAUGCGCUGCAACUUCUCCGGGAGAAAGUCAAGGAGCUGGACACAAGUCAGAUGAAAGUCCUGACUACACCCAUCCCCGAGGAGAAUAUGAAGAAGGAUUUACAGGCUAUUCGUGAAGACAUAAAACGCAUGGCUAAAGAUAUCCGCUCCAAACUUCAGAGUAUUGAAGUGAAGGAGGAUGAGGAGCAUAUCCGCAGUUCUGUGCAUACUCGCAUGAGAAAAACACAGCAUGGGGUGCUCUCUCAGCAAUUCAUCGAGCUAAUUAAUCACUGCAACAGCCUGCAGACCCAGUACAGAGAGAACAAUGUAAAGCGGAUCAAGCGGCAACUGCAGAUCACCGGACACAAUGUCACAGAUGAACAGUUUGAUGAGAUGCUGGAGGCCGGGCAGACUGACGUGUUCACGUGCAAUAUCCUUAAGGACACACAGCUCACCAAGCAGGCUCUGAACGAGAUAGAAGCCCGGCACGAGGAGAUUCUCAAGUUAGAGAAGAGCAUUGUGGAACUGCAUGACAUGUUUAUGUAUUUGGCCAUGGAGGUAGAAGCCCAGGGGGAAACCAUAGACAACAUAGAGAAGAAUAUAAUGCGCUCUAACGAUUAUGUGGAGAAAGCGAGAGAGCAGCUAAGCCAAGCUGUGGAGAACAAACACAAAGCCAGGAAGAAGAAAUUGUACAUUGCCAUUUGUGUCCUUAUCCUGGUCAUCGUCCUCAUCAUCAUUAUCACUGUGGCUGUGAUGAGUUAGAGGGAACGGGGUGCCUGGGAGUUGCACCUUUGUACCUCCCUCCAGACCAAUACAUGCUGACUUUACUCACCAUGUGGGCUUGUUUGGACCCUCUGCUUCUGCCAAUCGCUUUACAGCUUGUUGGCCCCCCUGGCAGAGAAGGGGGGGGAUCGGUGUUUGUCUUCUGGGAGCCGAGCAGCAAUUCGGGGGUCAGAGAGACUGAAAUCCUGUGGGUGCUUUUAAUUCACUUAUUUUGUUCUGUGUUUCGCACGUUUGCCUUAUUCCUGCUGUUCAUAAAGUGCUUUAUAAAUAAAUGUAUUUCUAUGGGCUGGGGGGGGGGGGGGUUUGUGUGUGUAUCCAGAUGAGCUGUGUGUGUGUGUUA